Cladophialophora psammophila CBS 110553 is the source of this 519-nucleotide messenger RNA. RefSeq lists its product as uncharacterized. NCBI's taxonomy places the organism in Eukaryota, Fungi, Ascomycota, Eurotiomycetes, Chaetothyriales, Herpotrichiellaceae. The record is from RefSeq and is a predicted model, not a curated record. The transcript has 2 exons. The coding region runs from base 1 to 519 and encodes 172 amino acids.
AUGGCGUUAUCGCAGAGGAGAGAGGAGGCCCGUAUUCAGAUAGGUUUCCAGGAAGUAUCUGUUCAGGGUUUAGAGGAAUACAAACGGCUGUUUAGGCUUGUCUUCCAGGACAUUAAAUCGCGUCAGAUUAAGAAAGCCAGCAACGAGCUUCUCGAGGGAUCUUGGCGGCUAGUCAAUUCCGUAACAGCUUUAGGUCUACACGAGGACGUCGACGACGAGACGAAACGUAAUGAGCGGCUUGAAUUCUGGAGAGACUUCAAUCUCUGCUGGGAAGCACUUGGGCAACGACAGAAAGAAAUCACCCAAAUGGCCUUGAAGACUGGAAUAUGGCCUGGGGAUAUGCUUUCAACGGACAUAAUCACCAGUUUGGGGGACCAAUUGGUGGCCAUGUGUGAUAUACUGCAAACGCAUGGGUUGGUCGAUUAUGAGAUGGGUAUUUGGGAAGAACAAAUAACCCAUAUUUUCAUUGAGUGCAUCGAUCUCCUUGCUCGGAAUCGCCCCAAAUCUCGAGAAUUUUAA